Messenger RNA from Nomia melanderi (Alkali bee), 6691 nucleotides. RefSeq lists its product as uncharacterized. NCBI's taxonomy places the organism in Eukaryota, Metazoa, Arthropoda, Insecta, Hymenoptera, Halictidae. The record is from RefSeq and is a predicted model, not a curated record.
AGCGUUAGUGAGGGAACACUAAUCGAGAGUCACUAGUAUAAAGGGAAUCAGUUGGAAACCUCUAGUUUUUAAGGACCUUAGGAACCUAAACAAAAAUUCCUAUACUAUGCACCUACCUAUACGGAUUUUAAGUCUGUAGCCAUAUUCACAGUUCAGCACAGCCUUAUUAAAUUUGUAGUCUGUGGUACGUAUUCUAGAGUUUGUCACCUGAUGUCUCUAGCUGUAAUUCGUACAACGGACAUUCGCGCACGUGUGUUGAAAACAUACUUUGUAUAGAUUAAAUUCGAGUAUUAUAACAUAUUUAUGUUUAAAAUAUUUAUAUUAUUUUUUACGUGUUUAUCAUUGUUUAAUAAAUAAUUUGAGCAAAAACUAAAAUGUCACAGUCUAGAAAAGAUACAAACGAUGAAGUAGACGUAAAAACUGGCCGUAGGACUCAAAGUAUUGUCGACUCCGAAGUUGUACAUUCUCCAUUACGUCGUAGCUCUCGAGUUAAAUCUCUUGUUAAACAAAAUGAACCUUCACCUGACACAUCUGUAGGAGAUGUUGGUAACAUUAAUAAUACUUAUACAACAAGAAAUACGAGACGUCGAAUAGAUUCUCCAGACAAUUCUACAAUGACUGAGAAGAAUAGAACUUUACGUUCUAGAAGAAGUUCUGUAACUUCAGAUAUGAUUGGCUCCUCAGAUGCAGAUACUACUAUUGUCACUUCAUUAAAGAAGAAUAGAAAUGUUUCUGAUAAUGAAGAAUUGAAUAAGACUGAUUUUCAAACUAGUAAACGAUUUACAAGAGCUGGCUCUGAAGCUAAGUCACCACCAAUAGUAACAAGGGUCACACGAAGAACAAGAGCUAGUUCUAUGGGACCCGAAGCUAUUAUAGGAAGUAAUCUUAUAGAAACAAAUAAUAGUGGUUUAGUGCACACACCUGUUAAUACAAGAAAACGAAGAUCAAUGUUAUCUUUAAAAACACCCAUGUUAGAAGAAACAAUGAUACCAGUAGUAACAUUGGAUCGAAUGUUACCCAGUGUCAAAGAAAUUAAUGAAACAAAUUUGGAAAAUCCAACUAUUGACCAAAGUAAUAAAUCUGAGUCCAUUUCAAAGGAUCUGUUUCAUUCCAGUUCUAAAAAUGCAUCUAAAGAAGCAACAGAAACCGAUUUAAGUGGUAAUCUAAGCGCAUUUGAUCGAAUGUUACCCGGUGUUAAAGAAAUUAAUGAAACAAAUUUGGAAAAUCCAACUAUUGACCAAACUAAUAAAUCUGAGUCUGGUUCAAAGGAUCCAUUUAAUUGUAACUCCGAAAAUGCAUCCAAAGAAGCAACAGAAACUGAUUUAAGUGCGAAGGAAGUACACAACAGUUCUGUGGAAAGUUCUCCUGCACAUCAGGAUACUGAAAUAAGUAUGCCUAUUGUUGAUAAAACUACAGUGCCAAAUACUGAUGACACAAAGGAAGAUGCGCCUACAGAUACCAUCACAUCACCAGUGCCACUAGUAACGGGUAUAUUAAAAGAAAGUUGUCAAAUCUCCACUGAAAAUACUAUCAAGGAAUCAGGACUAGUAAUUGAGAAUUCAGCAAAUAAUUCAAUAAAGGGAGAAGAUGAACAUCUUAGCGAUAAAGAGAACCAACCAGCAAACAUCAUUGAUAGUAAUCAAAAUAAAGAAGAUACAGUUUCUAAUGCAUUGUCAAGAAGUCCAAAGCAAAUUGCUAUGAGCAGUUUGUCCACUAAUAAAUCAAUAAAAGACAAUGAUAAUGAGGCAGAUAGUCCUGACAGUAUGCAAAAGUUAGUAGUUACAAGCGAAGAAUCAUUAAGUGAAACACUACUUAAUGAUAGCACAGAUCAAAAUGCUUCAAUUAUAGAAAUGUGCGAUGGCUCAAGUCUAGAUGAUAAUAUUCAAAUUGUGAAGUGUCCAGAUAAUUUAAGUGAUUCAGAUAAUGAUAAGGUUCAUAGUGUAGAAAACGAAACUACAGAACCAACACAAGAGGUUAGCUCAGACAGUGAAACCGUUAGGGAAGGUAAGAAUGUUGAUACAAUUUUAUCUUCAGAAGCAGAAAUUCAACAGACUUCUAAAGAAUGUGUAACAGAGAAAUGUAAAGAAUCCUCAGAUGUUCAUAUGGAGUCGGAAGAUUUAGAAUCUAUUAAUAAGGAGGAGGAUGAAGUAAGUAAUAUAAUUAAGAAUAGUCAAUCUUCAACUGCCACAGAUUUUCCAGUUGAAUCUAUUGAAGUUCCGAAGGAAGAUGUGACUCAGAAUAUGUCUGUGUUGGAUAAUUCUUCAGCUUCUGAAGAAAAAUGUAUGAACAAUUCUGAGCCAUGUAAAGAAAAGAUUAAUGAAAGUGGAAUUCAGGAAACAUGUGAGAAGGAUGAAGAAAAAAUGAAAGAAGAGGAUAAUUCUGAUUCCAACAUAGAUACAAAUUUAUUUCAGGAUAUUCCAGCUGAUGAAUGGAAAGUGAACAAUUCUGAUAACAAUUUCAUACACUCAGUGUCGGCAGAAAAAUUAGAAGAUGAAAGUGAGAACGAAUGUGAUCUUGUUUUAGUUGAUAAGGAAGCGUGGCAAGCUACAGAAGAUAUAAACAAGGAAGAAGAGACCAAGAAAUCAUUGAAUUAUGAUUCGAAUGAUGCAGUAAAAGCACAGAAAGAUACAUUGAAAGCACAAGAAAUAGAAGAAGCAGAUGCAUCAGAGGAACAAAGUAAGAUGAAUGAAAAUAAAUCUCCAAAGACAAAAAUUUUACGACAAUCUAUGCAACAAGAAAAAAUUAAUGAGAACGAAAAUGUAACAACUAAUUCACAAAAUGUAGAGAAUGUGUGUAUGCAAAAAUCGUCAGCAGAAGAAAGUCCUGAAGACUCUACUCUGCACAAUAAUACAUCAAUGGAAAAGAAAAUAGAAAACAAAGAUUUAAUAACAAAAAGUGAGGAAGAUCAAAAUAAAUUAUUUACUGAUUUAUCUAUGGAUAAGAAUAAAUCAUCUGACAAUAUUUUAAAGAAACGAAUAUCUCUUUGUAAGUCUGACGAAAUGAUAAAUAGUGAAAUUGAGGAAUCCAGUGAAUCUGAAACUUCGGAAAAAACGAAAUCAAUUAAUAAAUCACAUGGUUCAUUAUUAUGUGAUUCAAGUAGCUCUAGUAAGUCGGAUAAAAGUAUAGACUCUGAUAUUGAAAGGGAAUAUAAUUUGCACGGCGAAGAACCAUCCAAGUUCUCGGAUGACGACGUGCCAGGUGAUGAGUGCAGGGCAUCAGAAACUGAAUCAUCGGAUCCUAAUGAUAAUGGAUCGGAUCUUGCAGAUUUUGUAGUGAAUGAUGAUGAUAUUUCUGAGGAGGAAGAAGAUCAGAAAAGUGAGAGUGACCAAGAGUUGUAUAAUAAUGAAGAUAGUGAAGUUCAAGAAAGUGAACUGGAUGAAGAACACGAGAAAGAGCAAAUUCAAAAAGAAAUUGAGGAGAAAGUAAUGAAAAAAGAACAACGGAAUAAAACUGUAGAAAGAAAGAUUGAAACAGUAAUAAAUAAAUCCACGGACACUACGAACAGAAAAAAGGGUAAAUUAAAGAAAUCUAUACGUUUAAAUUUACCUGAAAUGUUUGAAAGAACUAAGAAAAAUGAGAAGAAAUCGAAAAUCGAAACAGGUAAUAAAAGAAGAAGAAAUAAUAGUAUAAAGGAUAAUGAUGAUAAAAAGAAAAUUAGAAACAGCAUGAAGUAUGAGAAAGAAUAUAAGAAUCAAGCAGGAGGAUCUAAUGCGACAGAAGUAUCGAGGAAAGGUGUGAAACGUAUUUCUGAAGAUAUUCUUGGAAAUCUAUCAGAUGUUCCUUUAAAGGCACCGAAGAAAAGGAAACAAUCAAUGUCUGAAAAACAAGAAUUGCCAUCGCGUUCAAUGAAUAAUUUAACGAUUAAGAAAAAUAAGGUAAAUGUAGGAGAAGACUUUAUUUCAUUAAGUUCCUAUGGAAGCACAACAAAUUUUUAUGUAGAAAAUCUUCGUAAGUUUAUGAAAAGUAGGAAGACGUCAGAAGUACAGUCAUUCAGACAAAGAAUGCUUCAAAGAAAUGCACGUCAACGUGUUUCACAUUAUUUAAUGUAUUUAGAAAAGCAAAAGUCUUCGGAUAAACGUAAAUUUCGUAAUAAACCGUGUUAAAUUCUUAGUUUAUACGAUGCUUCCUAACCGUAUACUUUAUAUUUACAAGGGAACUUCGGUAAUUUGAAACUUUCAGUUCUUUUGAAACUUGGCAGAUUUAUAGAGAACUCUAGCAGUCUGUUUUAAUUCUUUAGGGUAGUAACAUUCCUUAAUGAUACUUUUAUCAUCGACUUUUAUGAAUUAGGAAAAUUUAAAAAACAUUGGAAUUUUCAAACUACCGAAAUAUUUUAACUGCAUUGCAUUGUAAUAAUUGUUUUAUACAUUAUGAGUAAGCGCGAAAACCAAUAAUUAUUGUAAUCUAGUGUAAACUAAUAUACAGCUUGGUUUAAUUAAUCAUUAAACAAUGAUAAACACAUAAAGAUGAAUAAAACUAAUAUAUGUUCUGGACAUAAAUACAUACAACAUCCGAAUUUAAAUUACACCUAAGAUGGCGAGGUUCUAUAAUACGUACAGGUGAUCACAGACUUGUAUAAGAGAUUCCAAGGUUUUCGAUUAGCGCUGCUGGUUAUACCAGGAGGUCUUAGAAUGACGCUAGUUCAGAAUUCAUUAUUUAGCUAUUCUCAGGAUUCUCUCUACGAGUGGAAAAUUAUUAGAAAAUUGUGAGAAAAUCAGCCUAGAGAAAAAGAAAAUUGUCAAAAUUGAAAAUAUUGCCAAAUGACUCGACGGUUCUUUUCAAUUUCAAAUUUUAAGUUUAAUAUUCAGCAUUAAUUCCAGUUGCACUUGGUUUUAUCUCUUAACAGUAUAUUUAUUUAUUCAAAGGUUAUAAAAUAGCAGUUCUUUUUUUCAAAAACUUGUAGAAUCUUUUUGUUUGUGUAAGUUUUCUAACGAAAACUCCCAACUUUAUCUUAUAUUUCAGAUAACAGAGAAGAAAAUUGCUUUUGGCUAUACCUCCAGUAAGAAAAUCUGUUUAUGGCCUAACUACACCUUUUCUAUUUUCAAUCGUAUAUUCAGUUCAAUGUUGAAGAUGCGUAGCAUCGAUCUAAUAAAAUCAACUAAAGAAACUAUUUUUUCAGUAUACCGAGUUCAGCAAGUUCUCCAAUGUCCUUCAGGGGCACACAGAUACUUCCCGAAUAUUUGAAUCAAUAUUCUCCAGAUAUCUGUACUGCAGCAAGUAGACUAUGUAUAUUAAAUAAGAUUAAUACAGGGAUUUUAAUCUUCCGUCGUUCAUGAUUUUUGCAAACUUUUACUUUCGAAUUUCGAACUGCCAAACACAAGCGCACAAAUUGUAUAAGAAAAAAUAUAAAUUUAAAACAUCAAUUGCGUAUUCGCGAAGAAAUUAUAUAUUUUUCUGCUAAAUUGAUCUUGACAGAUAAUGCUUGCAUGGAUCGUUUUUCUUUACAGUCCAAAGGGUUUUGGUUUUUACAUUCCGAAACUUAUAUUAGAGUUAGUUAAUUCAAUUGUUGUUUAAUAUGGAGUUUUGCAAAUUUAUUAUAGAACAUUUAAGAAGCAUUGAAAUUGUGAUUUUAUAUACGUAUGAUAUAAUCAUUAUACAUUAAGAAUUUAAAUAUUAUGAUUGCUAAUGCAUAAUAUCAGUUUAACGAGAUGUCACUGAUUAUCUGACAUUAUUGUAACAAAAUUUGCAAUGCAAUUUCCACAGUUUUCUUACAUUAUUCAGAAUUUCUUUUAUGCUAUUAAAUAUCAUGUUGCAAAUGAAAACUCCAAUGUUUUUAAUAAUUAAAUAACUGUUCGGCGUAAGGAAGGAAAAGUGAAAACUUCGAGGAAUCAUUGAUUUUCAUUGAAAUAUGUAAUAUCAUUUCAUUUGACUGUUCGAUACAAAUAGGUUUUAUUGUUGUGCUUCCCGCGUACUUGAACUUACAACGUGUACUUCCGCUUUUAUCGAGACAUACAUAUAAGAUACACGAAUAGAAUUAUCUUGCGCAAGACUUAGAUUACUGUCAGUAAUGUUUAAAUGGUAGUUCGCAUUCAGAGCUAGACUGAUUGAAGUAAAAAUAAUAGAGCAACCGAAGAUUCUUUUGUUUUAUCGAUAACAAGAUUAAAAUGUGUAUUGUAAUUAAAUUUUCAAAGGAGUAAACACGAUGGAUAUUUCUUUGAACACAGUGUCUUUUAUAAUCGCAUCGUUAAAUAAUAAUUUAGAAUCACAAGUUUCUCGCAUGUCACGUUCAACGUAGAAGAUACACUUUAAUUGUUAUAGAGUGUCAUAAAUGACUAGUUGCAUUCUACGCCGUAAUACUGUACAGGGUUUUCAAAAAUGGGCUUUACAAUAAAAUGAAAUCAUUACUUUUCAGUUUUCUUCAAAUGAAUGCCAACAAUUAAUAGAAUCAUAAUUGAUUUGAAUAUGAUAAAGAAUUUCACAUGUACAAUUUACAAGUAUUCAUCUAUUGAUAACACGCAACGAAACACUGAUUUUUCGUAGAAAUUUUCUUUCUUAAUUCAAAAGAUACAUAUUUGAUGACGACGCCCUGUACACAUACGUGGCUAUCGAGUAACAUGUAUACUUCUUUUUUAAUGAUUUGUCCCUUAAAUUGUCACCUGUAUAAUACAAAUAGUUCCUAGAUCGUUGUACAUUGGUAUAUUACCAGCCCUCGCCUAUGUGAAAUUUAAUUACAUUCUUUCGUUCGCUUUCUUAA